AUGGACGGAGAUUCGGAUCUGGAGACUGAUGAUGAAUGGGAAGAUAUAAUGCCGAAAGUUGAGAAGAUUGAAGAACAUUUCGCGUAUGCGCGGGCGGCCACUUCCCUCCACCACGUACGCCAGCACUUGACCUCACAACUUGAAAGCCUGCUCUUCAAAUGCCUCGCCAUUCGACGUACUGUCGGAAGUUGCGACAAGCACACCAUGUGCCUCCUGAGAAUGAGGAAUUUGGCGAGAUACUUCUCUGCUUACAGAUACACCCAGUCUCUAUCACCCGAAGGAUCCAACCUCUUCACCGUUCAAGAGAUGGCAACAUGGUUCAUUUGCGCCUCAUCAAUCCACAGUCUGCAGAAUACAUCUUGUGGUGUCCUUGGCACGAACAAGAAAAUGAACUACAACGGCCCAAAGGACUUGAAGAUCCGGGGACUCGAGAUUCUGUAUCGAAAUCGACAUCUCGCCACACGACUUUGUUUCAUCGAAAAUGGUCUCGUAAACACGGGAUUCGACUACGACCCGAUGGCCAUCGACGCAGUAGAUGGCAACCCGUGGAGUGGGCACCUAGUUUGGCCACCAUGGUUCAGAGAUAUGCUUAGGGGUAGCGCUCAAUCCGGUUCUAAAGGGGCCACGGGAUCGGAAAAAGUGGGUGAAGGUGAAUUCAUCAGUCUUCCGGGUCCAUCCUGGCUCUGGACUCGUGAUAGCCUCAACUACAUCGAGCUACUUGGAAAGAAAAUGGAGGGCAAAGGCAAGGAUCUUGAGGCAUUUUUCUCUAUCCUUGCGGGGAAGACGACACCACUUCGCCUACAUCGAAGAAGAAAGAUGCCCUGGGAUCGACGAUAG
This is a messenger RNA of Fusarium subglutinans, 837 nucleotides long. RefSeq lists its product as uncharacterized. The transcript is spliced from 3 exons. The record is from RefSeq and is a predicted model, not a curated record. Lineage: Eukaryota; Fungi; Ascomycota; Sordariomycetes; Hypocreales; Nectriaceae. The coding region runs from base 1 to 837 and encodes 278 amino acids.